Hibiscus syriacus is the source of this 2265-nucleotide messenger RNA. Its product is annotated as pentatricopeptide repeat-containing protein At1g71420. The coding region runs from base 1 to 2241 and encodes 746 amino acids. Gene Ontology annotation, molecular function: zinc ion binding; RNA binding; protein binding. Gene Ontology annotation, biological process: RNA modification. Lineage: Eukaryota; Viridiplantae; Streptophyta; Magnoliopsida; Malvales; Malvaceae. The record is from RefSeq and is a predicted model, not a curated record. The transcript has a single exon.
AUGUUACGCCCAACUAUGCGCGCCUGUUUGGUCUCAAUCCGAAGCUUGAGCUCUUCCAAUAUCCAGCCAGCACUAGCAGUAGCAGGCAAUGGACCCAACGAUCUUCUCAACGAGGUGCGGCUCCUAUCCUCACGCGGACAACUCCAGGAAGCUCUCUCACUCGUCUACAAUACAUCACCCCAACUCCUCUCUCUACAAACAUGUGCCACUCUCUUCCAUGAGUGCGCCCGCCAUGGGUAUCUUCAACAAGGUCUUCAUUUGCAUUAUUUCAUGCUUGCCCAUUUUCCCAACGGCACAUCUGACCUCUUUGUCACUAACCAUUUGAUCAAUAUGUACUGCAAAUGUGGCUAUUUACAAUAUGCUCGUCAGCUGUUUGAUGAAAUGCCUAUAAGGAAUGUCGUUUCUUGGACGGCUCUUGUUUCGGGGUAUGCACAAUGUGGUCGGAUUGCAGAGAGUUUUCGAAUCUUUUCGGAUAUGUUAGCUGAUCGUCGCUCUCGGCCGAAUGAAUUUGCGUUUACAAGCGUGCUUAGUUCGUGUGAUGACUUGCGUGGUAAGCAAUUGCAUGCACUCUUGUUGAAGAUGGGAUUGGAUGCCUCUGUUUAUAUAGCAAAUGCUCUUAUUACCAUGUAUAGCAAGAAUUAUAAGGUAGAGGAGGCUUGGACAUUGUUUAAGAGUCUGCGCUAUUGGACUGAGGUUUCUUGGAAUUCAAUGAUUGCUGGGUUUCAGUUAGCAAAGCUUGGGAUGCAUGCUAUUGGUGUUUUUGUCAGAAUGCAUCACGAGGGCAUUGGCUUUAACCGUGCCACACUGCUCAGUGUAUUCUCUUCAUUUUGUGGAAGCAAUGAUAUUGAGAUGGAUUUGGGUCUUAAAUUUUGUUUUCAGGUAUAUUGCCUCAGUGUUAAAACUGGAUUCAUUUCUGAAGUUGAAGUGGCGACUGCAUUUAUGAAAGCUUAUUCGGAGCUUGGAGGAGAUAUUUCUGAAUUUUAUCAUCUCUUCCUGGACACAAGUUGCCAAGAUAUAAUUUUUUGGACUAGCAUGAUAACUGCAUUUGCAGAACGUGACCCAGUUAAAGCUUUCUUCCUUUAUCGACAAUUGCUUCGAGAAGACAUGAGACCCGAUUUGUAUACUUUUUCAAUAGUACUUAAAGCUUGUGCAGGCUUUGUAACUGAGAAGCAUGUCUUGGCAAUUCAUUCACAAGUGAUUAAAGCUGGUUUCGAGGAUGAUACGGUGUUAAGAAAUGCCUUGAUCCAUGCUUACACAAGAUGUGGCUCCAUUGUUUUGUCUAAGAAAGUGUUUGAAGAAAUGGGAUAUCGUGAUCUGGUUUCCUGGAACUCGAUGCUUAAGGCCUAUGGUUUGCAUGGGAAAGCUAAGGAAGCACUACAACUCUUCCAACAAAUGGACCUCAGACCUGAUACCACUACCUUUGUUGCUCUUCUUUCAGCUUGCAGCCAUUCUGGAAUGGUGGAGGAAGGAAUGAGAAUCUUUGACUCCAUGUUCAAGAAUCACAGUAUUAUUCCACAGUUAGACCACUACGCUUGCAUGGUAGAUAUUCUUGGACGAGCUGGCCGAAUCACCGAGGCUGAGGAGCUUAUACGCGGGAUGCCUAUGGAGCCUGACUCUGUAGUUUGGAGUGCACUACUUGGGUCAUGUAGGAAGCACGGUGAAACUCAGUUAGCUAAAAUUGCCGUAUCCAAACUGAAACAGAUGGAGCCUGAAAAUUCAUUGGGAUAUGUACAAAUGUCAAAUAUCUACUCUUCAGGCGGAAGAUUCAACGAAGCAAGAACAAUUAGAAAAGAAAUGGAUGGUUCAGGAGUAAAAAAGGAGCCCGGACAAAGUUGGAUCGAGGUCGGGAAUCAAGUGCACGAGUUUGCCUCCGGAGGCAGACAUCAUCCUCAAAGAGAUGCCAUAUGCGCCAAGCUUCAGGUAUUAAUUGGGCAAUUAAAGGAGAUCGGAUAUGUACCGGAAACAAGCUUGGCCUUGCAUGAUAUAGAGGAGGAGCACAAACAAGAGCAAUUGUUCCACCACAGUGAGAAGAUGGCUUUGGUUUUUGCACUGAUGAAUGAAGGGAACUUACAUUGUGGUGGGAAUGUGAUAAGAAUAAUGAAGAACAUCCGAAUCUGUGUCGACUGCCAUAACUUCAUGAAGUUGGCGUCGGAUUUUCUUCAGAAAGAGAUCAUUGUUAGGGAUUCAAAUCGUUUCCACCACUUUAAAAAUAAGAUAUGUUCUUGUAACGAUUAUUGGUGAUGGUAAGCUUUGAAUAAUACAAAG